GAAAAUCAAGUGAUGGCGCUAAAGGAGAAGGGAAUUGCUGCAGAGUUUCUCUCCUCAACAAAAACGGCAGGUGCAAGGGAUAAGAUUCAUGAGGACCUUAAUUCUGGAAAACCUUCUACAAGGCUACUAUAUGUAACUCCAGAGUUGAUAGCAACACCAGGGUUUAUGUCAAAGCUGAAAAAGAUUUAUGCUAGGGGGUUGCUAAGUCUCAUUGCCAUAGAUGAGGCACAUUGCAUCUCAAGUUGGGGUCACGAUUUCAGGCCUAGCUACCGUAAGCUUUCAUCUUUGAGAAGCCACCUACCAGAUGUACCAAUAUUAGCUCUGACAGCAACUGCUGUUCCUAAGGUUCAGAAAGAUGUAGUAGAAUCCUUGCAGAUGCAAAAUCCGUUACUACUGAAGUCUUCAUUUAAUCGUCCUAACAUAUAUUAUGAAGUUAGAUACAAAGAUCUACUGGAUGAUGCUUAUGCUGAUUUAUCUAAUACACUCAAAUCCAAGGGAGAUGUUUGUGGAAUAGUUUACUGCCUUGAACGUUCAAUGUGUGAUGACUUAUCAGCUCAUCUGUCCCAAAGUGGCAUUUCUUGUGCUGCUUAUCAUGCAGGAUUGAAUAAUACAAAGCGAACUUCUGUGUUAGAUGAUUGGAUUUCUUCAAAGAUAAAAGUUGUUGUUGCCACUGUUGCUUUUGGGUAUGGCAUUGAUAGAAAGGAUGUCAGAAUUGUGUGCCACUUCAAUAUUCCAAAGUCAAUGGAAGGAUUCUAUCAAGAGUCAGGCAGAGCAGGUCGUGAUCAAUUGCCCUCUACAAGCCUGUUGUACUAUGGGGUAGAUGAUCGCAAAAGAAUGGAAUUUAUCUUAUCCAACUCAGGGAGUAAGAAGGCACAAUCAUCAAGUUCACAAGAAGAAUCAUCCAGAAUGUCCCUGACUGCUUUCAAUCAGAUGGUUGAAUAUUGUGAGGGAUCUGGAUGUCGUAGGAAAAGGAUUCUCGAGAGUUUUGGGGAGCAGGUAACUGCAUCACUCUGUGGCAAAACAUGUGAUGCCUGUAGACAUCCAAACUUAGUUUCUAGAUACUUGGAGAAUCUCGCUGCUACCUGUGCUCUACGGCAGAAAAAUGGUUCUUCUAGAGUUUUUAUCACCAGUUCCACUGGUGCAACUGAUGGAGAGCAGUUAUCUGAAUUCUGGAAUCGCAAUGAGGAAGCAAGUGGAUCAGAGGAAGAUAUAUCUGAUUCAGAUGAUGGCAAUGAGGUUGUUAACAACCUGGCCCAUUCAAAGCUUCAAUCCAGAUUGGGAUUGAAUGAAAAGCUUGCUUUGUUACAAAAGGCAGAAGAAAACUUCUAUCGAAAUGACAACACUGAUAAACAGAGGAAAAAUGUUGACAAGAAUGCUAUUUCUGAUACAAUGCGAGGAACGAGCAGGGAAAGAUUACAAAAUGCUCUUAAACAGGCUCAGCAACGGCUUGACAACUUCAGGAUUGAAAUAGAAACCUCAGCAUCAUUUCUUGAGGAUGAAUGCUACAAGAAAUAUGGCAAGGCUGGCAAAUCAUUCUAUUAUUCACAAGUGGCAAGUACUGUGAGGUGGCUGACAACUACAAGUCCUACCAAUCUGAUGGAUCGACUUUGUGCGAUUAGUUCUUCCACAUCAGCGCUUAGUUCUUCCACAUCAACGACAGAAGCUGAACACCCCCUCACACCCCUUGCUUUAGAUCCUUGUACAAAAGAAGAUAUUGGCAGUGAACCCUCAGGCAAUGCUGGAUCAGAAACUUUCCAAUGUGUGCCAAUGGAAAGUUCUGUGAAUGCAAAGUUGCCACAAAUACCAUCCUUCUCUGAGUUCGUAAAUAGUAGGAAAACAAAAGGGGACCAAGUAAAGGACACACAAAAGCCUUCACCAAGAGUAGAAAAGAAGAUGAGGAUAGAGUAGGUUGACUCCUGUAACUACUAUUAAUGAGUUCAAGUUUCAAUUGCAAUAUGUAUCAAGUGUCAACUUUGGUUUUUGUAAAAUAAAUUGCUUUGUUUUUCAAUCAUUUAGUUUUUUUUUAAAUCAAAACAUGUAAAAAUUCCAUUUGAGCAUUUAAAAGCACCUUUGAUGUUUUGUUGGAGCAAA
Messenger RNA from Lotus japonicus, 2091 nucleotides. Its product is annotated as ATP-dependent DNA helicase Q-like 3. Lineage: Eukaryota; Viridiplantae; Streptophyta; Magnoliopsida; Fabales; Fabaceae. Gene Ontology annotation, cellular component: cytoplasm; chromosome. The record is from RefSeq and is a predicted model, not a curated record. Gene Ontology annotation, biological process: double-strand break repair via homologous recombination. Bases 13 to 1908 code for a protein of 631 amino acids. Gene Ontology annotation, molecular function: four-way junction helicase activity; 3'-5' DNA helicase activity; nucleic acid binding. The transcript has 15 exons.